UGUAAAACAAUACUAUAGUGCUACACUAGAUUGUACUGUAGCCUAUUGGAAGCAGGUGACACCCUAAUCUAUAGUAGUUGCGUACAAUCGGAGUUCAUAAAUUGUAAUAAUUUAUUCGUAUGGUACGAGAGGCAAAUUUUGGGGAUCUGCAUGCAGCCUGUUAAUUGUGUGAAAAUCCACUGAGGUCACGAUGUUGGCAGGCGUGGCGAUGGGCUGGUUCAGACUGCGAUGAAAAAUAGCGGGUAGAGAGACUGCGGGCGGUCACUAGACAUUUAGAAGGCGAAAGGGAAAUAUACAUUUCAAAAAAGAGGAGGUAAUUCACGAGAAAUACAAUAUCUACGCAAGCUUAGUGUCACUGUUUAUUUUUCGGCUAAGCGUUAGCCGCCACUAAGGACGAAGCGCGGAGAAUGCUGUAAGUUCCUCCUUCUCCUCUUCCUCAGUGUAAAUAAAGAAGAUGAGCACUUCUCCCACCCCUAAGGGGACCCCCAUGCAGCGAAGCCCCAGCGACGGAAGCAGUGGGGCUCCCCAAAGCCUGCAGUCCCCCCAGCACCCCGACGACCAGUCCACGCCCAUCACCAUGGCAGCGCACAAAAAGCGUGUCUCCAGCAUCCUGCAGAGCCCGUCCUUUCGGGAGGAGCUGGACGUGCUGAUCCAGGACCAGAUGAAGAAGGGCAGCAGCUCGUCCAGCCUGUGGGCCCUGCGGCAGAUCGCCGACUUCAUGGCCUCUCACGGCUCUCCUGCAGCGCUGCCCGUCUCCCCCUCCACCGUCACCAUGGUGACCCCCAUAAACGACCUGCACGGCUGGGAGCCGGGCUCCAUGGUGAAGGGGGAGAGGCUGAUGCGCUGCAAGCUGGCUAGCGCCUACCGGCUGCUGGACCUGUACGGCUGGGCUCAGAUCAACCGCACCCUGCUCACCUUGCGUGUGAGUAAGGAGCAGGAGCACUUCCUGGUUCUGCCGGACGGACUGGCCUACAGCGAGGCCACAGCCUCCAGUCUGGUGAAGGUGAAUGUGCUGGGGGAGGUGGUGGAGAGGGGCAGCACCACCCUGGGCGUGGACGUGGCCUCCUUCAGUCUGCACUCCGCCAUCUACUCCGCCCGGCCGGACGUCCGCUGCCUGCUGCACAUGCACACGCCGGCCACCGCCGCGGUGUCUGCCAUGAAGUGUGGCAUACUGCCGCUAUCCCACGAGGCCCUGCUGGUGGGCGACGUGGCCUACUACGACUACAACGGGCUGAUGGAGGAGGAGGAAGACCGGGUGGAGCUUCAGAAGAGUCUAGGGCCCACCUGCAAGGUGCUGGUGCUGAGGAAUCAUGGGAUUGUGGCUCUGGGGGAGUCUGUGGAAGAGGCCUUCUACACUGUCUAUCACAUCCAGGCUGCCUGUCAGAUACAGGUGUCAGCGCUGUGCUGUGCCGGUGGGGAGCAGAACCUGAUCAUGCUGGAUCGCAGCACUCAGAGACCCAACCCGACCGGAACCGUAGGCUGGGCCGGGUCCACCUUCGGCCCGCUGCACAAGAGCCGUCUCGGGGAGCACGAGUUCGAGGCGCUCAUGAGGACCAUGGACAACCUGGGGUACCGCACGGGCUACGCCUACCGCUUCCCGGUGCUGCUGGAACGAGCGCGGACCCGGAGGGAGGUGGAGGUCCCCGCCACCGUCACCGCCUUCAACUUCAACGAGGAAGGGGGCGGGGUCAGGCCCCUCCCGCGGAACCCCCCGCACGCCCAGAAGCAGCAGCAGGAGAAGACGCGCUGGCUCAACACCCCCAACACCUACCUGAGAGUCAGCCAGGACCAGGCCAGCCCCGGACACCAGCGCACCACGUGGCUGAAGACUGAGGAGGUCACACAGGGGAGUGGCACGGCCAUUAAGAUCGAGAACUCCAACCAGUUCGUCCCACUCUUUACCAACCCCCAAGAGGUGCUGGAGACACGAAAUAAGAUCCGUGAACAGAACCGUCAGGACAUGAAGACCGCAGGGCCCCAGUCUCAGCUGCUGGCCAGUGUGAUCUCUGAUAAGACUCCACCGUCGCCUGAGAAUGAACUGGCACCUGGACAAAAUGGCCCGGAGGGUGGCCCCCAAAAAAUUCCUCCCUCUCCAGAGCCCCCCAACCCCUUCAACCAGCUGACAGACAAGGAGCUGGAGGAGUACCGGCAGGAGGUGCAGAGGAAACAGAAACUGGGCCUGGAUGAUGGUGGGGAGGAGCUGGUCAAUGAGAAGGGGACUCCCCCUGCCACCUCCCCCACUAAGAGCCCCUCCCCCACUAACCCCCCUCCCACAGAUGAGACCAACGCCACCGAGACCACGGAUAUCACCAAGACCGUGGUGCAAAAUGGGAAGGAGGAGGACCUGAAGCAGCAGGAGGAGGAGCUAGAGAAAGGGAUGAAGGCUCUCUCCACUGCUGACACGACGCCUGCCCCGCCCACCGCCCCGCCCCCAGACGCCCCGCCCGCCAAGCCCGGCCUCACACCCGAAGGCUCUCCCGCCAAGUCCCCCUCCAAAAAGAAGAAGAAGUUCAAGGCCCCCUCUUUCCUGAAGAAGAGCAAGAAGCAAAAGGAGAAAGUGGAGAAAGUGGAGGCCUAACGGAGAUGCACGGUCACAGCAACGUAUUUACCCAGUCACACACACGCACACACACGCACACACACACGCACACACGCACACACACACACGCACACGCACACACACACACACACGCACACACACACAGCAUAUUUACCCCCCUACACAGCCAGAACACUGACCGUUAUCUUAACCUCACCUCUGUAUCGCUACAUAUAUAAACACACCUCAUGCUCCGAACUCUCCACUUACCAAUUUUUUUAAUUUGUUCAAUUAUUAACUGGUACUUGUUUUUGUGACAAAAAGAUUCAAACGCUGUUUCGAUACACACCUGUAUGUUUUUCUGGUGACAGUGGUCCACGGCCAAACAUCAUCAUGCGCAUAUUCAUUAAGCAAAUUCCCACGUAUGUGUAUAGUAACCACAUAAUUAUCGCAAACUGUCAUGAUAAGAAAGCCUCGUCGUGCGAGCUUCAUCUUUUCCACCGAUAUUAUUUUUGAUUGUCACCGUGUGAAGUGUGCACAGAUGUAAAUAGCACACUUUGUUAAGUGCUUUCUCUGUUGAUGCAGAUCAACAUGUCUUAUUUUUCACUUCUGUUCUUCUACAUCGAAUCAUUUGAUGCUGAACAUCAGGGAAUAUUUGAUUUCAUUAAACAAUAAGGAAAAAGUCUAUUUAAAAAAAGCGAUGGUGAAGGAAGCCCAAACUAACAGCUAGCAAUGCCACUUAUGUCUAUUAUGUGAUUAAGAAAAACAGAAUGAAAAAUGAAAAACGUCUUUGUAGCUUGUGGAUGCAGAUGAACCCAACAAUGAAAGGCACUAUACAUUCCUGUCAUGUCUUCUUUCAAAAUGAGAUCUGUGUGUACACAACAAGACCUCCUUACUGUUGUAAUUAUUAUUAUUAUUAUUAUUAUUAUUAUAGAUUCCAUUAUUUAAAUGUUACUCUGUGUGUAUAUUUGCUGGUUUUUAUUUGAAUGUAAUUUCAUAUUAGAAUGCAAAGGUGAAAAAGGUGAUGUUAGGUUAGCAGUGCACCAGUCAUUAAAGAGCAAUUCAAUAUGAA
Messenger RNA from Anguilla anguilla (European eel), 3611 nucleotides. RefSeq names its product adducin 2 (beta) (gene add2). The coding region runs from base 455 to 2578 and encodes 707 amino acids. NCBI's taxonomy places the organism in Eukaryota, Metazoa, Chordata, Actinopteri, Anguilliformes, Anguillidae. Gene Ontology annotation, molecular function: actin filament binding. Gene Ontology annotation, cellular component: postsynaptic density; plasma membrane; cytoskeleton. The record is from RefSeq and is a predicted model, not a curated record. The transcript is spliced from 15 exons. Gene Ontology annotation, biological process: barbed-end actin filament capping.